UUACCUGUUUACGUGAAAUGAACUUCCUGGUUGAAGCAAACAUGGCUGCGUACAGCGGACCUGGAUCUACACACCAGGUGCUAGGGAAGUCAUUCGUGUGGUUGUUUGCCUGUUACCUGCUAUUUGGAUGUACAGCUACUUGGAACAUAACCGAUGAAGGAAAACAUAUCUACCUCAACAAUGAGGAACUCAACUGGUGGGCUGCACGGGCCAACUGCCAGGAAAAAUAUGAUGACCUGUUUGUUCUAGUGACAGGACCCGACCCUUACCUUGAGGACGAAACAUACUACUGGCUGGGGGCGAUGAGGUAUUCAACAUGGAGAUGGACAGGAGACGGUAGUCCCUUGUACAGAAGCCAAGGGUUCAGUUUUCUUACUGAAAAUCUACAAGCCAACAGUAGCUCUUCUGGCACCUCCGUUUACCGAUGUCACCGUCAUUGUGGAAAGGAUACCCAAAUAUUCGGCUUGAGUAGAGACAGGUGUUAUUGUCUUGGUGACGACCAUAACGUUACAAGCAGCAACACACAAGGAGAACCAUGUUCAGGGAACCAAGACGAAGUGUGCGGGGACGCCAACCGGAUGUCGGUCUAUAACCUUGACUUACCGUUCACACCGACAAAAAAUGGGAAAUGUGCUUAUGCAAAAUGGACGAACGACCGGCUAACCGUAUCGCUUGAUAAUGGUGACGAAUGUGAAGAAAAAGACAGAAGAUACGCAUGUUAUAGAAACAGUACUAGUUUUUUUAGUCGGUGGCUCCAUUUCAACUGCAACAAUAGAAUGUGCAUUUCCAAAAGAGGACAGUCGUGGACGAAGGCUAAUGAAAGCUGCAAUUUGGUGAAACUUGAGAGUUCGACUGAGGAAUAUCUAAAGUCCAGAAUGCCACGAAACGAAAAAUGUUGGCUCGGGCUUCUUUAUGGGUCCACUAAAAAAUGGAUCACAGGACAGGAAGCAAAUGUACCUGAUAUGGACUUUUCAUUCACAAGUUCAUCAGAACCUCACUGCCUUGCAGUGUACUUUACCGAAUCAUACGGUGAUUUGUCUUGGGAGCCAUGCUCUUCUCACCAUGCCUCCAUUUGUGAAGUUGUUAGAUCAAAAGGAUCAGCAACCACCGUGACCUCGACACCGCCAGACACAUCAACACCAGCAACAACAACAAACAUAACUAAAGCAGAAACAGAAACACCAACACCACAACCGACAACAGCAAAUGUUCCUAUAUCUGAGAGGUACACGUCUACCUCUACCAACAGUCCUGCAGUAGGACCUACACAAACAAUCACAGCUUCAGAGGAAAAACAGAUAGGUGUGUUCGUGGGACUUGGUUUGGGAUGCGUUGUGCUUAUACUGGCUGCCAUCAUUGUAGUGCUCCUGUUGAUGAGACAAAAUAAACUCUGUUUUAAGAGGAAAGACAGGGAUCAGCCAGUGCACUUUAACACGGUCACAAGAAACGCCACGUAUGAUCAGCUUGAUGUGCCUGCACAAACAGACAAUUUGUACACUGUCAUCGUGCCAUCAGAUACAAUUGGUGACAAGCCAGUGUCUCCCACUGUUCCCAUGGCGACAGUACGACCCAGAGUUCAAACUGAAAACACCUCUCGGGUAAAUAAUGAGGAUGACGGGGAUUAUAAUGUUAUAACACAUCAGGGAAUGACUCCAAGAAAAGUGGAUGACUCCUACAGUCACAUUGGUAGGACCAACAAGGUCUUUGAAGAAGACGCUUAUGAUGUUGCAAGUACAAGGCAGGCGGAGGACAGGCGUGACGAUACCUACAACCACACUGCUACGGUUAACGAGAAUGCAGGAGAUACCACUGACUGCUACAACACAAGGUCUCUUGACGGAGACAACAACGUGGGUCUUGGUCGACAAGGUGACACACCUGAAAACACGGAUGUUUACAGUGUUGCAAAAGGAAUUUCUAAUGCAUGAGGAUAUCCUAAACUUUUACGAAACAGUUUCCUGUUUUAAAGUUUAAGUAUCACCAUUAACUCAUGAAAACUAAAGUUUCAAUUAGUUUAUGGUAUGUGGCCGUAUGUGAUCGUAUGUCCAUUAUAUGCCGAAAACGGCUGAAAGGGUAAACCUGAAACUGCAUUUUUUGUCUCACAGCAUAAUCGGUUUCAAAUAGGUUCAUUGCAUCACAUGACAGCUGAACUUAGCAAGAGUAGCAAGAACGUUGGUUAAUGCCCAUGUAUGACAAGACAAAUGAAUCAUAUUUUUCAAUAUUUGUAUAUAAUUUAUUGGUUUUUUUAUUUUUGUUUUCUAAGUCACCAUAACUCCGUUUUGUUCAUGGACUUUUUCAUAAUUUUGAAUAAUGUUUUGGUUGCACAUUUGUCUUUUCACUAACCACACCAGAUGGGUUUUUUUGUAUUUUAUUUCACUUAAAAGUCUUUCUAAAUGCUUCAUAUAUUACACCAUCCUUCACUAUAUCCAUAUUUACAGAUGUCCUUUUCUGAUAUUUGUUUAACUGAAGUUCCCGUGCAAUUGGUUGAUGUACAUUACCGUUUUGUCCGUCUAGGUUUUCUUAUACAACAUGUGUGGUUAUAUUCACAACUGUAAAGUGGAAUAUCUGCUAUAAACACGCACAGCUUCCCGAUACACACGUUGUCUUCAGUUGUCAUAUUUUGUUCACUCGCGUCUCAGAAGGAAUCAGGACGUUUCACCGAAGUGUGUACUUAAACUCGACCUGCCAUAAGUGACAUGUCCGAAUGAACAACAACACGAAUGAAAAUAACUAAGAUAUAUAUAUAUAUAUAUAUAUAUUAUUAUUAUUAUCAUUAUUAUUAUUUAUAUACCCGCUGAUGUAAAUACGAUUUAAAAUAUGAUUAAACAUACAUAUAAGGUAUGUUUACUUUAUUUCAGGUCUAUGUAUGCUAAGCUCAAUAUUAAAAGGUUCGAUACUCUAUCGUAUUUGUGUUUUGCCGACGUAUUAAAUGAACGAGAAACCCAUGAUCAGUUAAUAACGUGAUCCAUAUACAGUUAUGUCAUUUAUGCACGAAUGCUUCAUAAAAAAUAUCACUUAUCCAUUAAAGAAAUAGUAAUGCCA
Molecule: messenger RNA, 3042 nt
Organism: Haliotis rufescens (red abalone)
Lineage: Eukaryota; Metazoa; Mollusca; Gastropoda; Lepetellida; Haliotidae
Exons: 10
Coding region: 18-1928 (636 amino acids)
Source: RefSeq, a predicted model, not a curated record